AUGACUAGUGGUACAUCAGAAAAAUCAUUGAAACAAGAGAGUAGAAAUGUUGGAAAUUAUGAAAAUAAAAAUGCCAUUGAUGCAAAUUAUGAAAUUAGAUAUUGGACAAGAAUACAAAAUCACAAUGUAAACAAAAUGAAAAGAAGUGAGAAUAGCACACAUGUAACUGGAAAAAAUUCUUGUAUUGAAACUGAUUUUAAACGAGAAAUGAAACGUUAUUAUGUCGGUUUGAAACAAAAUCUUAAUAAAAUUGAUCGAAUACAAGAAGAGGCUGCAAUUAAAAUGAAUCGUUUAUACAAAGAAUCAAGAAAAUUAGCCAGACGAAGUCGAAAUGAAAAGAAGCAAAGUUUGAAAUUUUAUCGAAAACAUCCUAGCAAAUUUGGAAGUAAACGAAACUCAACAAGAGGAACAGACGAGGAAGAAAAUGAAGAACCACCACCACCACCACCACAACAACAACAAGACCUAGAACAAACACUGAAGGAUGAAGUAUUACAUAAUCAAAAUAAUGAAACAAUUACAUUAGAAACAAAACUAACAAAUCAGUCAUCAGUAUUAUCCCCUUUUCUGCCAGUUAUUUAUCCAAAUGAAGUUGUAUCAUUAACAUCUAAACGGAAUACUUCAGAAAGUACUUUAAAUGAGUCAGAAUUUAAACAAGGCCAGAUCAAUACUGAAUUGAUUAAACCAAAUAUUUCAUCAUGGCUUGAAACAAUAAAUGAAGGGAAAGACGAUCCUAAUGAUCAAGAAUCAGUGAAACCUUCAAAGCUCGACACUUCACGCUCUAUACAACAUCCUUUACAAAGGAAAUAUUCAAUUUGUGGAAAAAAUCAGACUCGUCAAAGUAUCGCUUAUUCAAUUAUCAGACAUAGAGAAAACCAGUUGCGUAAUUUAAAAGCAGCAUUAAGUGAAGCACCAAUAGCGUAUCUAUGGAAUGAUAAUUUAAAUAAAAGCACAACAAAAUUGAAAACAAAAUUCAUUUGUUCAAAAUAUAAAGAUAUCAAUUUACAAGCAAAACGUUGUAUUCCUGGUUCUAUUGGCGGUUUAUCAAAUUAUUUCCUAGAAAUUAUUGCUUUACCUAAACCUGCAUUGAUUCGUUUCCCACCACCGACUAGUAUGCAUCAAUAUAUACAUAAAAAAAUAUUAGCUAAAGAGAAACAGCAAAUGCAACAAAAUUUGAAUAGAUUAAGUCAUUUAACUGAAGAAAUGAAAAGAGUUUCAGAAGGUCAAAAAUUGAUGGCUGCAUUAAAAUUCUUACUGGCUUCCACAAGCAAUGAGAAAAAUGAAAAUAUUAAAUCUGAAGGAAUAAGAAAUUAA
This is a messenger RNA of Schistosoma guineensis, 1314 nucleotides long. The record is from the annotation of a GenBank genome assembly. NCBI's taxonomy places the organism in Eukaryota, Metazoa, Platyhelminthes, Trematoda, Strigeidida, Schistosomatidae.